UUACAUAAUAUACGCCAGUAAUAUCCAUUUACAUUUUUCGCCAAAACCCUAGCAUUUGCUUAACACAUUUUUAUCGCCUCACACUCUCUGUUUUCACUUAGUUUCUGAUUCUUCACUUUCAUUACUUCAAACUCUCUCAGCGAUGAGACCUCCAAGAGGCCGUGGUGGUGGUGGGUUUAGGGGCAGAGGUGAUGGUGGAAGAGGGAGAGGAAGAGGAGGUGGUGGAAGAGGUGGUGAUAGGAGGUGAUGGCAUUCCAAACCAAUUGAAACUAGCAGCAAUGGCCAUCGAUUUGAACGUCCGCCUGAGAUCCGCCGAUAUGCCUCUCGCAAUGCAAGAGCGAGCUAUCCGGAGAGCCAGAGCUUUAGUCGACGCUAACAACCCAGGAAUUUGAUGCGUUGUACGGACCGGCAUGGCAUUGCAUAGUGGGGAAGAGUUUUGGGUCGUUUGUGACGCACGCCGGCGGAGGAUUCUUGUACUUCUCGGUGGACAAGCUUUGUUUAAACUCCUGAAAAAGAGGUUAUUUGCUCAUCAGCAGGAAAUCAUGCCCAAGGGGUUGCAUUGGCUGCCAGGAAGCUUGGUUGCAAUGCUGUUAUCGCUAUGCCUGUUACAACUCCUGAAAUUAAGUGGCAAUCUGUUGAGAGGUUGGGUGCAACUGUUGUUCUCGUUGGAGAUUCUUAUGAUGAGGCACAAGCAUAUGCUAAAAAGCAGGCUAAAGAGGAAAGUCGUACCUUUAUACCCCCUUUUGAUCAUCCAGACGUUAUUAUGGGACAAGGUACUAUUGGAAUGGAGAUUGUGCGCCAAAUGCAAGGCCCAUUGCAUGCAAUCUUUGUUCCCGUUGGUGGUGGUGGGCUCAUAGCUGGCAUUGCUGCUUAUGUAAAGAGGGUUUCCCCAGAGGUCAAGCCCCAGCUGGUUUGUUUGUACCCUUUUACAUCAACGAGUAGUGCAACGCAAAGAAAUAUCAAGCAACAAUACGACCAGCUUGUUAAGUGUCAUGGAAACAAAGGAUUGACAUUAGCUCAGAACACUCUUGCAGGUUUUACAAAGCUAUCAUCCACAUUGAGUAAUUUAGAGAUGCUUGACUUAAAAUACAAUUACUUGAAUGAUAGCAUUCUGCUAUCUCUGAGUGAGCUUUCAUCUCUUCGAUAUUUAGAUCUAUCAUACAAUCGAAUUGAAGGAUCAAGUCAUUCAAGAGGAUUAUGAGUAUGCAAGUUAUAAUCCUGUUGCCUUUGAUAUUGCAAAUCACUUCUGUGAGAUGGCUGCCGAUUAUACACAGAUACACCCCAUGUUAUGGAUUAUAGUAAAUAUCCAGCUUAUUAAGAGAGUAAGAUGGCAUCCACUUUCACAGCCAUGUCAUCAGUUGGGUCAUUCGUUGCAUCUAAUGGUUUGGCCAUAAAAUAAUUUAUGGUUUUGCUCAAUCAAGUGACCGAGAUUCCGUUUAACAAUUUUCUUUAUUGCUGGAACAAGUCUUAACCAAGAUCAAGAUCAAAGUACUUCACUAAGUUAUAUAUGCAGGCAUUGCAAUACUUUGGCUUCAUCUAAGCUUGAGCCAGCCUUCUGUUGUAUAUUAUUUCUUCUUCUUUUUUGAUCUUUUUCCUUUGAUUAAUGAGAGGUGAUGAUGAUUUGGCAUUAUCUUUUCACCAGGAUGAAUUUUGUUUUGUAAUUGUAAUACUUUGUGUGUAUUUUUUUGUAUUAAAUUACAUAUUGAAUCAAUAUUUAUGUAUUAAA
Messenger RNA from Gossypium arboreum, 1726 nucleotides. RefSeq names its product threonine dehydratase biosynthetic, chloroplastic-like. The transcript has 8 exons. The coding region runs from base 599 to 1201 and encodes 200 amino acids. Gene Ontology annotation, molecular function: threonine deaminase activity; protein binding. The record is from RefSeq and is a predicted model, not a curated record. NCBI's taxonomy places the organism in Eukaryota, Viridiplantae, Streptophyta, Magnoliopsida, Malvales, Malvaceae. Gene Ontology annotation, biological process: L-threonine catabolic process.